AUGCCAAAUAAAUUUUAUGCCAAAAUUGGUUUAAAUUCUGAACUGCCAUGCGUAAUUAUGUUUGGUAUGGCAUUUAUGUUUGUAUUUGCUGGCUUUGAUACCCAAGCAUAUAUCACUGAAACGGCUUUACAAUCUGUAUCAAACGCAUAUCCCGAUCGAAUAUCUGCCCAUGCUGGAUAUUACGGGAUGUGUAUAACCUAUUUUACUUUUACGUUAUCAACGUUUAUUACGCCACUUGUGGUGAGCUAUUUGAGCGCUAAAUGGACAAUGUUCUUAGCAAGUGUACUGUAUUCAACAUUUAUGGUUACAUUCAUGCUUGUCAACAGCUAUGUCUUUUAUAUUGCAUCUGCUUUAAUGGGUUUAGCAGCUGCUCUUAUUUGGACCGGUCAUGGUGUUUACAUGAAAGAAAUAACAACGUUUGGCAAUGAAUCACGAAAUAGCGGUCUUCAUUGGGGUAUCAAUUUUAUUAGUCUCAUCUUCGGUGGCCUUCUCUUACUUAUAAUAUUUAAUGAAACUGGUGAAGCAGAAACGAUAUCAUUGGAACUAAUUAGAUAUAUUUUUGGUGGAUUAUCAGCGUUUACAAUAUUAUCGAACAUUUUAUUCGCAUUGCUACCCAAUCACUCCAAUCAGUCAAUAACGAAACGUGACAGUUUCUUAACAACCAUAAGAAAAAGUGUACGGUUGCUUACCGACAUAAAAGUAUAUUUAUUAGCCAUAUGUUUCAUGUUUAUGGGUUUAUCAUUAUCACUUUACAUAACCAUUUAUCCUUCAUGUUUAUCAUUUUCAAAAUCAGUCAUCGGUUUUGGUAAUGAAAUUAUUGCAUAUUAUGCAUUUAUUACUUCAGCAUCACAAAUUUCUGGUGGCUGUUUUAUCAGUUUUUUAAGCAAACGAAUCAAGAACUUUGGAUAUAUGCCAACAAUGCUAAUUGCACUACCAUUAUAUCUGUUAGCUUUUUUGGGUGUUUGUUUGGCUUUUCCGAAGAAUGCAAAUUUGAAACCAACAAAUGGUGCUACUUAUUUAUCACCAAGUCUUUCCAUAUGGCUUAUCAUUGGAAUGUUGAUAUGCAUCGGUGAUAGUUGCUGGAAUACGUUACGAACAGCUGUGCUCACAAAAAUGUAUGAUCGUGAAAGUUCAUCACAAAUUUUUGCAUUAAGUAAAUUUUUUCAGUCGACAACAACAUGCGCAUCAUUUUUCUAUUCAUCAAUAUUGGAUUUGCAUACUCAAAUGAUAAUUUUGGCUGUCAGUCUAAUUGCCGCAUCAAUAUGUUUUACAAUUGCUUGGAAGAUACAUUUGCGAGAAAUUGAAAUUGCUGCCUCUGCUAAACAUACUACUUCUAUUUCAAUUGUAUGCGGAAAUAACAACCCAUGA
Molecule: messenger RNA, 1368 nt
Organism: Brugia malayi
Lineage: Eukaryota; Metazoa; Nematoda; Chromadorea; Rhabditida; Onchocercidae
Product: RE35942p, putative
Exons: 9
Coding region: 1-1368 (455 amino acids)
Source: RefSeq, a predicted model, not a curated record